This is a messenger RNA of Coprinopsis cinerea okayama7#130, 2979 nucleotides long. Its product is annotated as nuclear protein. NCBI's taxonomy places the organism in Eukaryota, Fungi, Basidiomycota, Agaricomycetes, Agaricales, Psathyrellaceae. Bases 1 to 2979 code for a protein of 992 amino acids. Gene Ontology annotation, biological process: DNA-templated transcription; regulation of DNA-templated transcription. The record is from RefSeq and is a predicted model, not a curated record. The transcript is spliced from 10 exons. Gene Ontology annotation, molecular function: DNA binding; DNA-binding transcription factor activity, RNA polymerase II-specific; zinc ion binding.
AUGCCCCCAAUUACGACCUCAGAAACGCAAGAGCAGCAGCCCGCGAGCCCGUCGUCAGCGCCGAUGCUGAAAGAACGGCGUUUCAAGUUGAGCAGGGCGUGUGACCGGUGUCGUCGAAGAAGGAUCAAGUGCGAUGAGGGCCACCCAUGCCAGGCCUGUCUCACCGCCAACUCUCCCUGUACCUUUGAGGAACCAGGGAAGAGGACGCACCCACAUAAAUCAAAGCGAACGGCGACGUUGGAGGAUCGUAUGAACCAUCUAGAGAGUCUAAUCUCUGCGAUACCAGCAGCCGUUUUCGCGGCGGGUGGCCAAAUGGCUGCAGUCCAGGGCCAUUCUGCAUCUGAUAUCGCUUCAAGUCCACUGCUGCCUUUUAUGCAUCCCACGGGUCUACCAUCGGGGGUGCCUCCACCGUCGUUACAUGUAUUUCCGCUCAUGAAUCCGUCCACUCAUUUCACCCAAUCCAACAAUGAUUCGUCGCACAUCCGGAGAGAAUCCUUUGGCUCGCUCCUCAGCCAGCCGUACAACAUCACCCCGGACCAGCUCGCGGAGGAGACCUCGAAAAUGUCGUUGACGGCGUCGUACCUGUAUUUCGACGACGAAGGAUAUACGCGAUGGCAGGGAGAGACGUCAGGACUCCCCGUCCUUGACCUGCUGGUGGAACGACAUAGCACGCGAGAAAAGCAAGAUUCGAAGACGUAUACAGAUCCUUCUGCGGUGGAAUGGUUCCCUAACCGACAACCAAGGAGAACGGACGUGAAUCCUCAAACUCUGUGGCGUCUCAUAACAUCCUAUAUUGUCCCAGAUCUAAUGGACAGCCUUGUACAAUGCUACCUUUCUACAUCCUACUACAUCCUACCCUUCCUCCACGUUCCCACCUUCCUCGCCGACUACGGCAACCCACAAAAAUGGGCUGAACCUGGAUUUGCCGCCUUUAUCGUCUCAAUUUGCUGUCUCGCUUCUCGUCACAUGGACGAUCCUCGCGUUAGACCAGACCCAAACGAUGGCAUCAGUGCCGGUACACAAUGGUUCGAACUCCUAGGCCGCCUUCGCACUCUCCCCAUCGCCGAUCGACCUACACUUUACAACAUCCAAGCGAACCUAAUUGCUGCUGUUUAUGCAGUGGGUCUCGGCAAGCUUUCCAAGGCGGCUGCACUCCUCGCCGAAGCAGUCACCAUGUCCAUCGACGCUGGUCUCCACCGAUCCGCCGACAACUACGAUCUUUUUGACGCGAUUGAGGACGAGGUGCGCAAGCGUACCUUCUGGUGCGUCUACAUCUGGGACAAACAGCUGUCGGCCCACUUUGGACGGCCCAGUAUGUUGCGCCUGAGGGACUGUGACGUCUCCGAGCCGGCGCCUGUCGACGAUGAGUUCAUCACGCGGGAAGGGGUUGGGACUCCUCCUCCGGGAUCUUCGUGCAGAUUGAGCGCGUUCAUUGUUUCCGUACGGAUUAUGGUCGUCCUCGAAGCGGUCCUGGACGUUCCGCCAUCCCGCCAUUCCGACGAUUCGAAUUCUUUCUUACUCAAAGCCACCAAUAUUCUCUCUGGGGUGAGGAAAUUCAAGGCUAUGCGAGAAGAAGAAGCCCUGCUCGAUGAAAUCCAUCGCAACAUCCCGCCCUACUGGGCUCAUACCCCGGAAACCCUCGCCAGCGACGAUACCAUUCGGCUCACCCAAGCUGUACGGCUCCACUGCGCGGAGCAGUACGUGCGACUGUUCAUCUAUCGACAUCGCUUCUCCGAGAUGGUAGCUGAAAGAACAAGCGGUCCAACGGAAGAAGAGCAGACCGAGCAGGAGAGGGAAGCCCUGGUGGCCGCUCAUAAUGCCGCACUGCAGAUCAUUGGUUCUCACCUCCAUGUCGCAAAAAAGGGCUUAAUGACCUACUAUGGCGUUCAUGUGAUCCAUCAGUUGACUCAAGCUGGGCGGACGUUGGUCGCUGUUCUCCUUUGCUGCAAGUCGGAAGUCUUGCAACAUCUGAUCCCCCCUGGAUUGGACGCGCUCCGUUCCUGUAUCGGGCUAUUGCGACGAUUCAGCGGUCGCUAUGUCUGUGGCCUCCGCUCGGGCGAUCUCAUGGAAGAAUUCUGCAGACUCACCAAUAUCCCUCUCGAAACGAAUCGUCAGGAAGGUCCUUCAAACUCCGCAAGACCACCGUGGAUUCGUCCAGUCCGCAAAAAGACCCCAUCUGUUGCUCGCUCCAACCACAGUGGGGAUUCGCCCUCGCAGCACAGUAGUCCAGAGGCGUUCUCAUCCGCCGACUUUUUCGCGGAGCCCAAGGCAGGGGCGACACCGUCGUUUGCCUCAGUACCUACACCUACGGCAUCAUCAUCUUCCUCUGGUCAAUAUCCGAACGGAGGAGCUUCAUCCAGUCAGUCAGGAAGCGCCGGUGGCGUACCACCAGCCGCGGGACCGUCCACAUUCAAUAUGGACACCAGUGGAGGGAUGAGAAUGGAUAUGAUAAGGGAAGACACGCAAAUGUACAUGUCUCCAGGGGAUAUGAUGGCGUUUUUCAAUGACGGGGGCGUGGAUGUGAACCACCUAUUCUCGGCCGACGCUUUCCUUCAGCAGUCUCCACAAUCGCAUCAUACUCCUCAGGGCGCCCAGGUUUCGCCACAGACGACGGGAUCUAUAGGUCAGCCUCAACAGCCACCUCCUCCCGGCGGUGGGACCCAACCUGCACGUCUCCUUGCAUUCUUCAAUCCAUCCGCCUCAAUGAUGAUUUCUCCGUCUCGACUGUGUUGCUUUGUUGGGUUCCGCUUUAGGUUUAUCGUCGAAUUCCACCCGGCUAUUCCAUCAAUAUUCGCUUUGCCCGUCUUGCUAUCGUCUUUGUUACCGUAUCCUACUGCUACUAUUCUUUCUCGGGCUUUCCGACCGACAUCCGCAUGGGGGGAUUGGGCAUGGGGUUUUUACAUUGGGUCUUUUGAAGCGCUUGAUUCGCGGUGCUCCCGUGCGACUCUUCAGUCACUUCUCCGUGGACGUCGAAACUAA